ACAGCGAUUACGCUCUCCAAUGACGCCGGAAGUUUCCUCUCCCGGAAGUGGGGGGGCGGGGGAGGAAGCGGACCGGAAGUGCAGGGCAGCGGGGGCAAGAUGGGGUGCGAUGGCGGCACCAUCCCCAAGCGGCACGAGCUGGUCAAGGGGCCCCGCAAAGUCGAGAAGGUUGACAAAAAUGCUGAGUUGGUGGCAAGAUGGUACUACUGCGCUCUGAGCCAAGAGAAGUUGUGCCGGCCAAUUGUAGCCUGUGAGCUGGGCAGGUUGUAUAAUAAAGAUGCCGUCAUUGAAUUUUUGUUGGACAAGUCACCUGAUAAAACUCCUAUGGAAGCUGCGUCACACAUCAAGAGCAUUAAGAAUGUAACAGAAUUAAAGCUGGCAGAUAAUCCAGCUUGGAGUGGUGAUAAAGAGAGUAUAAAAGGUGACAAAUACGAUGAUAUCCAGUCUGCACGCUUCAUAUGCCCUGUGGUGGGAUUGGAAAUGAAUGGAAGACACAGGUUUUGCUUCUUGAGAAACUGUGGCUGUGUGUUCUCUGAACGUGCUCUCAAGGAAAUUAAAUCAGAAGUUUGUCACAAGUGUGGCGUUCCCUUUCAAGAGGAGGAUGUGAUUGUCCUUAAUGGUAAUAAAGAAGAUGUGGAAGUAUUGAAGAAAAGGAUGGAGGACAGAAGGCUUAAAAGUAAAUUAGAAAAGAAGUCGAAGAAGUGUAAGGCAGCCGAAUCAGCUUCUCAGCAGGACAGCGCUGCAGAUUGUCCAGGUCCAUCAAAGGCAAAGAGUGGAAAGGAUUGUAUCAAAUCCAGUUCUGGGGAGAAGAGGCAGAUUAUCUUCACCAAAAGUUCAGAUAAUGGAAAUUCAUCCGUACCAGGAAAAGUCAAUAAGGCUUCUUCUACCACCAAGAGAUCUAUUGCGGACAGCGAGGAGAAAUCUGAAGCAUACAAAUCUAUUUUUACAUCACACAGCUCCGCAAAACGUUCGAAGGAAGAGUGUUCCAAUUGGGUUACUCACACAGCAUAUUGCUUCUGAAACAAUGAUGAGCCCGAUCCUAACAUUACUGCUUUCCUUCCCCGAGGCUUUCUCUGGACUACUCUGAUACAGAACUUUUCUUGUAAUCUGAUAUUAUCUGUUAUUAUUCCGUUUGCAAGUUGUUUAUAAACUUGUGAAUAGCUAAUGAACUUGUUAGUUGCAACUUCUGUUAAAUAAGAAAUAGAGUGUUAGAAGCCAUGUUGUAUCAACAAACCUCUUUCUAAAAUGAUGGAUUAUUUGCACAAAAAUGUCUCUUUUCUCCUCCUGGUUGGAUGCUGUCAUUCUUCAUCACACGAGUUGGUGUCCUCAGUAGUACGAGUGAGGGCAGCAGGAUCUGCCUCCUGUCCUCUGCUGCUGAGCUGAGCCACAACUGUAAUUAUAGCGUUCAACAUAUUAGUAGAGAAAUUUAAACCUUUUGAAACUUUCUGACAGUCAAAAGAGCAAUAACGCUUGUCAUUUGGACCAGCUAACUGGGCCCUCAGUAGAACUAGUUUGUUUCUUAAAGGUUCUGUAGGUGUUUUCAAGUAAUCUGCCUUUUGAUGGAAUAUAUGAAAGCAUAAUCUUGAAAGCAUCUGUACAACAUUCUUAUUGUACUUACUGUUGUAGCCUGUUUUUGAUAACAGGGUAUUCACUUGUAAGUCAUUAUCUAUAAAGACGAGCCUGUAAUAGGCUAUUUUUUUUCCCCAGAAGGUUUUGGGGGGUUUCUUUGUGGGUGUGGGUCUUAAAGUUAGAAGUAUCAGGUCUGAGCUUGCUUUCUUUUGUCAGAGGAUCAGAAUACAGUGGGAGCAAAGUAUGAGUUUCCUUCUCUGCUGAAACAAUAAGAUUCUGUGUACAUCUCUGAGGAGCAAUUUGCUGGUUUGAAUUCAGCAGCUUACCACGAACAUAGAAGCGUUUACACAGGGUGAGAGAAACCCGGGUGGUGACAGAAGAGGAGGAGGCGGAUCUGCACUGGCUUUUUGGGGAGAAACGACGGGGCAGCAGCGUCAGGCGAGUCAAAGCCCUGGUGGCCGAUGGAGGGAACCCCCAGGGCUGGAAUGAGCUGCCCAGGACGUUUCUCUUUCGCUUCUCAGGCUGCUGAAAUGUGCUGCUUUCACAACAUCUCUAGUACACAUUGUUUUAUUUUCUGACAUAAAAUUCUUAACAGCAAACAACUUUUUGACUGUUAGUUGCUUGUUACAGAAAGAUGCUAAGCAUAGUAUGUCGCUCAGUUUUAUCCCCGCGAUGUUGAUUUAGAUAGAACUUGCUUUUGUCUUAUGGCCAUAACACUUCAAUUGAAUAGUUACACAUGUGCUUAAUUUGUCAGCAUUAGAACAGAAUAACCUUUUAUGGGCUUUCCUUUGGCCCUUUUAUUAUUAGCUUUUUUCCAAGCACAGGAAUCCUUUUAAAAUGUUAAUGUUCCAUAGCAAGGAUUUAGUGGCUGAAUAUUUGAAUCCAAUAAUACCUACAUGAAAUAACUAGAGGGAGAGAUGGAAGCUUUUCACCUUCCUUUCUUCAUCUUUUAAAAUUAAAAUAUGCUUUUAUGAUCCUGGCACAAACUAACCAGAAUAGAAAUGCAGAAAGUAGGAGGCUUUUAAAACCACUGCAUGAUGUUACAUUGUUACUUUUGUGUGUGAAAAUGAUUAAUUAUCCUCAUAAUUUAUUUUUAAAAGUGUCCCCGUUUAUAAUUGCCAAUAGUUAACUGGAGAUUCAAAUGCUGUGUUUAUAUUUGCGUAGGUGGUCUCCGUGUUUCAAACAUGUUGAAUGAAACUACUAGGAUUUUAUUGCUAUUUUGAUAGGUAUAAUUAAAAAUUGGCUUGUUGUGGAAUUUAUAUAGUGGUAAGCAUUUUUGUUUCCCACAGAUGCGAAUGCGUAUACACAGCACAUCAAACAGUUUGAGGUUUACUUGAGCUUCCAGGAAGCGCUCAGCCACAUUUUAUAUGCACGUCUAGUAAUCACCUUUGUUCUCCCUGUUCUGUGUUCUUUUCAUUAUUAACCUUUAUUAUUUGUUAGUUACAGAUAAUGAAAUUACUGCACUAAAAGAUAGACUAUAGUAGGCCCUUUAUUUGCGGUCUAAUUCUCUUUUGACAAUAGAUGUUAAAGCCCUAUUAGUGUUUUAUAGGAGUGCGCUGUUCUCUUUAAAUCAGUUAUAAAUCCUAAGGGGAAUUAAUGCUUUUGAUUUAGCUAUUACUUUGCUAAAGAAUAUAAGAAAACAUAAUACGCAGUUUUUCUUCCCUUUUCUUGAUAAUAUAUUGGGCCAAGUCCAGCCUGCUGACUUGGUAACAAGCGUUCUUGCUCAUUAGGGCAUAAUAGUGACUUAUUUUUUCAGUUUAACCUGCUCAUUUAUUAAAAUAAGUUCAUGAUUACCGUGA
Molecule: messenger RNA, 3368 nt
Organism: Columba livia (rock pigeon)
Lineage: Eukaryota; Metazoa; Chordata; Aves; Columbiformes; Columbidae
Gene: RTF2
Product: replication termination factor 2
Exons: 9
Coding region: 100-1020 (306 amino acids)
Biological process (GO): site-specific DNA replication termination at RTS1 barrier; mitotic DNA replication termination
Cellular component (GO): nucleus
Source: RefSeq, a predicted model, not a curated record